AUGUUUCAGCAGGGAAAUAGCCCUCCUCUUUCAAAACAUCAGCCUAACUCCAUAGGAGAGGUCUGCAGCAAGGGUGACGUGGCAAGGAGAGGGCAAGCUGGCGCCAUGGGCACAUUUGUCUUCCCAUGCCUCUUCGUUAUCCUGCUCACCGGGAGCUCCCUAGCAGGGUGUGCUGGAGACGAUGGCGGCUCUGCAUCCCACAGCACAGCUGGCACCGUGGAGAAACCUAUCCUGUUGAACAACAUCAUGGAUGCUGAAGCUUUCAUCAGCAGUGAGGAGGUGGUGGUCGUUGGAUUCUUCCAGGAACCGGAGAGCCCCGAAGCGUCGCAGUUCCGGCUGGCGGCCGGCCGGGUGCCGGGGGUGCCCUUCGGCCUCAGCACCAGCCCCGCGGUCCUGUCCCACUACGGCGUCGCGGCGAACACCGUCACGCUCUUCCGCAGGGUAGACAAUGGCCGGAGGGAUGUGGAUAUGAACGGCAAAGAUGUUGAUGCUGAGAAGAUGACUCGUUUCGUUCGGAUGAACGAGCUCCGCCUGGUGACAGAGUACAACCCUGUGACAGCAAUAGGUGUGAUGCAGAGUUCACUCCAGCUUCAUCUCCUUCUGAUCACAGACAAGAUGUCCCCAAAACACCCCGAGCAUAUGCACAGAUACCGGCUGGCAGCAGAAUUCUUCAAGGGGAAGAUUCUCUUUAUCCUGGUGGACAUCAAUUUGAAAAGCAAUGAACGAAUAGUGUCAUUCUUCAAACUGAAGAAGUCCCAGCUGCCAGCUCUGGCUAUGUUCUACGCACCAGAUGAGGAGCAGGAUGUGUUGACUCUGGAUGAAUUCUCUGUUGAGCAUGUACAGGACUUCUGUAAUCGUUUCUUACAAAGAAUGCAGAAGUCCAGGGCCCAGGACGCUGGGACAGCUGCCCCCUCAGACAAGAGCUGCAGGCUGGUGGGGAAGCAACGACUUAGCAGCCCAGGAUCUCCAGCUGCCCUCAGUGGGAAGAGAGCAAGACACAGUGAGAGAGACAGACUGAGAGAUUCCUGCAUCCAUUGGCACAAUGCGCACUCUCAUCAGCCUUAUGCUCCUUGCUGCCUUGGUGAUGGUUGCUACUUGUUAUGAGUCCCAUGAGAGCAUGGAAUCUCAUGAAUAUCUCUAUCCCUUCAUCAACAGGCAAAGGGCCAAUGACUUCAUACAAGCUGACACAAGACUAGAAGCCUUCUCUCGGGACAGG
This is a messenger RNA of Tyto alba (common barn owl), 1216 nucleotides long. RefSeq names its product endoplasmic reticulum protein 27 (gene ERP27). Gene Ontology annotation, biological process: response to endoplasmic reticulum stress; protein folding. Gene Ontology annotation, cellular component: endoplasmic reticulum. The record is from RefSeq and is a predicted model, not a curated record. The coding region runs from base 1 to 1104 and encodes 367 amino acids. The transcript has 11 exons. Lineage: Eukaryota; Metazoa; Chordata; Aves; Strigiformes; Tytonidae.